Pararge aegeria (speckled wood butterfly) is the source of this 2043-nucleotide messenger RNA. It is a transcript of the gene MFS10, whose product is annotated as putative inorganic phosphate cotransporter. The transcript has 11 exons. Gene Ontology annotation, biological process: transmembrane transport; monoatomic anion transport. Gene Ontology annotation, molecular function: transmembrane transporter activity. Bases 177 to 1730 code for a protein of 517 amino acids. NCBI's taxonomy places the organism in Eukaryota, Metazoa, Arthropoda, Insecta, Lepidoptera, Nymphalidae. The record is from RefSeq and is a predicted model, not a curated record.
UUCGAGCUAAACAUUUCUUUGUUUACGUACAAAUUCAUAAUAAAAAAAAUUAUGAGUCAUUUAAUUUGAUACCAUAUAUUUCGAUGAUACAGUUAUAGGAGCGUUGCAUUAGUUGCUAGUUUUAUACAGAACUUAGGUACUGCUACAUUUAUAACGGUGUUAUGAUUUUAGCCUAAAUGAUGGCACUGCCUGUGGAAGAAAGUUCAAUGUUAAAUGAUGAUAUAGAAAAUGAUGUCACAAGCAGUCACAGAAACCUAGUUGUUAACGAAAGAGUUGAAGAGACAACAGGAUGGAUCAAAUGUCGAACAGUAUUGGGUAUCAUGGGCUUUUUUGGCUUUGCCAAUGUAUAUGCUAUGAGGGUAAAUCUCUCUGUAGCCAUUGUAGCAAUGAUAAAUUCAACAGUACCACUACCUUCAAAUGACUCCACAUUAGAUGUAUGCCCAUCUACUGGACCCAGUAAUACAACAAUACCAACAAAACAAGGUGAUUUCAAUUGGACUGCAGAACAACAAAGUAUAAUAUUAGGAUCAUUUUUUUAUGGAUAUGUUUUGACACAGAUUCCAGGAGGACGAAUAGCAGAAAUAUACGGUGGUAAACUCGUUUACGGCGUCGGUGUUUUAUUGACGGCAGUUUUCACAUUACUCAGCCCAAUAGCCGCGUACACAGACUUUAAGUUGUUCAUUGCUGUGCGCGUUCUUGAAGGUUUGGGCGAAGGUGUAACUUACCCCGCCAUGCAUGCAAUGCUUGCGCGAUGGAUACCACCCUUGGAGAGGUCAAAGUUUGCGGCUUAUGUUUAUGCAGGCUCAAACAUAGGCACGGUAAUAUCAUUGCCGAUAUCAGGUUGGCUUUGCACACUGGAGUUUGGAGGAGGCUGGCCUCUCUGUUUCUAUUUGUUUGGAGGGCUGGGUGUGGUUUGGUUCAUUGCGUGGAUCUUCUUGAUAUACGACACGCCUCAAAGACAUCCAAGGAUAUGUCCUAAAGAAAUUGAAUUCAUCACUCAAACGAUUGGGCCGCAGGACGAAGAGACUUCAAUAUCAAUACCGUGGUGCAAGUUUCUCACUUGCCUUCCUCUGUGGGCGAUUCUGAUUGCCCAGUGCGGCCAGUCGUGGCUGUUUUACACGCAACUCACGGAAUUGCCGACAUACAUGAACAAUAUACUGCACUUUGAUAUUGUUUCCAACGCGCGACUAUCCGCGUUGCCAUACCUCACAGCGUGGGUGGCGGGAAUUUUGAUCAGUAUUUUUGCUGACUGGUUACUCGCGAAAGGCUGGAUUUCUCGGUUGAACAGUAUGAAACUAUGGAACACUGUUGCGGCGUUUAUGCCUGCAUUUGGGCUCCUGGGGAUCGCAUGGGCGGGCUGCGACCGCAUAGCUGUUAUGGUGCUGCUUUCCGUCACUUCAGCCUUUGGUGGCGCCGCCUACGCGGGUAACCAGAUGAACCAUAUCGACUUAUCGCCGCAGUUCGCGGGCACAAUGUACGGCAUCACGAACGCCGCUAGCAACAUCUGCGGGUUUAUGGCGCCCUACGUUAUAGGCCUCAUCAUUAGUGAUACGCAGCAAACCUUGGGGCAAUGGCGGGAGGUGUUCUACUUGGCUGCCGCUAUCGACCUUGGCGCUAAUCUCUUCUACUUAUUCUUUGCUAGCACAGAGGAACAGGACUGGUCUCGUCCAGAGAUCGACGACAUGACUAUCUCGGCUCCCGUGGAAAGCCUCCUCUUCCCAGAGUCGUAGGGCUCGGCCUCUUGCGGUGCUGACACCGCUCUCUAGACUAAGGCCUGGACUGAGUACACUGUACAAAUGUGCAACGUGCUUUAUUCCAUUGUGAUACGUAUUCCUCUUUUGUUAUUUGUUCGCGGUCAGAUGUUAAAUCAAUUUAAUAUUAAUGACGUCAUUAUACCAGUAUAGAAAUAAAUAUGAUACCUUCGAUCAAAAAUGUACUUGAUAUGCGGUCUGGCAUGAAAUCUAGCAGAAGUCACAGGUUUCAUAUUUUAUUGAUUACUUUCUAACUAUUCUUAAUAUGUAAACAAUAUUUUCAUUACUUUAU